Brassica napus (rape) is the source of this 4323-nucleotide messenger RNA. Its product is annotated as transcription factor RHD6-like. Gene Ontology annotation, biological process: regulation of DNA-templated transcription. Gene Ontology annotation, molecular function: protein dimerization activity; DNA-binding transcription factor activity. The transcript is spliced from 5 exons. NCBI's taxonomy places the organism in Eukaryota, Viridiplantae, Streptophyta, Magnoliopsida, Brassicales, Brassicaceae. Bases 2316 to 3239 code for a protein of 307 amino acids. The record is from RefSeq and is a predicted model, not a curated record.
AUAACUAUGUUUACUUUUCGUUUGAUUUUGAAUGAUCAUGUUUGAUGUUUCUUACUUAUUUUGAAUCGAUUUUACUUAUGUUUUGGUUACAAAAUUGGUACAAAUGAAGUACUUUAAAACCGAAGAACUGAUUAUACUUAUGUUUUGGUUACAAAGUAGGUACAAAUCAUGUACUUUUAAACCAAAUAACCGAUUAGGAUCCGAACCUGAAAAAACAUUUGGUUGUGCCAUUCUUUGAAGAUUUAACUCGAACUCGAUAGAAACCAAAACCGGUCCAGAAUCGAAGUUUCAUAUAACCUAAAUGUUGCUGAUUUUUAUAUAUUCAAAAAAAUCGAGAUCCGAUUGGAUAAAACCAAAAUCCGAUUGGGACCAUAUAUACCUAUGCCAAGGUUGUGUUUUCUGAACGACCGAAAUAUGAAAAUUUAAAAGAAUUAUGACCAUUUUUCUUUCCCAAUAACUAUUCGACAGGAGGUGUGAAAAUAAACCAUUCCUGCAGUAUCAAACCAUUUUCAGCUUAUAAAUUGCUGUAAAUCAUGCCAAGCUAAGAGGGAAAGAAAGAAAAAUUGAUCUGUGGAAGAAUAUAAAAUGAAGACAGAAUUAAAUACAACAAAUUUGGUUAAUACAUAUGCAGUAUAUUACUCCAAUUCGACGUGUCGGCUAAAGAAAAGAAAGUAAGAAGCAGCUUCGGAGGAUAUAGUGAAUCAUCGAAACAACUGAAAUAUAAAAAUUAAUUUGAUCAUAUAUAUGGGAAUCAAAAAGACGUGUAGAUUAGCGAAAGAUACGGCGAUGUUUUUGCUUCUAUGUUCUUUGCUUCUCUUAAUUAAUAAAUAUUUUGCGGUUAUAUAAGUCUGAGUCCAUUAAUUUCACCUUACCGCCAGCUAACAAUCCCGAUGAAUUACUCAUAAAUACUGUAAUACAACACUUCAGUUUACAUCCGCCCAUUUGUUAUGUCACUCGAAAAGAUAAUGAUGUACUGAUAUGAGAUCCACACAUUUUCCCGACAUCUAGAUUUUUCUAUGCCAAUUUAAAAUAAAUUACUAAGAUUAUGAUGUUGAUCAUGUGCAAUUAACAGUGGUUAAUUGUUUUAUGACAAAAUUUCCACGACUUUUACUAUCAAAACGUCAAAUUAAUGGCUACAACUAUUUGCAGUAGAUAACCUACUGAUAACAUUUUUGUUCACACCAAUUACCCCGGAGAACCGACCCAGUACAGACCCAAAAUUUGAGGUAGGAACCAAAGCAGCGUUACCGAACUCGACUCGAAUUAAGAAUCUAAUGAGUAUCCAAAGUAUGUGAAUAAAAACAAAUAUCUAAAAUAUUGGUUAUAAUAUACUCAUAAUUCCAGUACCUAAAAUAAAGAAAAAAACAUAAAUUAAAUAUAGUAGGUAGUUUAGUAUUUUCUGAUAAAAUUGGAUAAUUUGGAUACAAAAUAUCAAAACUAAAUUGUAUCAGUGAUUACUUUGGAAUAAAAGUAAAUAUUUUGAACGCAUGAGUGUUUUUUUAUUGUUUUGGGUAGUAUAUACUCAAACUGAAUUGUAUUUAUGGUUAUUUGGAUAAAAAUAAUCGAUCUGAACUGUAUCUGAUGAUGGAUAAAGACUGGAUCUCAAAAAAGUUGCUCGUAUUCACAAUACCUAGUUGUGUCGAACCGGACCGGAUCCAAAAAAACAAAUACUCGAAUAGGGUCUAAUUUCAAAAAAAAACCUGAAUCUUAAGAAUGUUCAUAUCUAGUCUCAAUCUAUAAAAUUGGGAGAUGGACUCAAAUGGAUCUCAAGAUCUUGAAUAAAGAGGGAAACUUUCUGAUCAAUAUACAAAGGGUUGAGACAAUCACUCCAAAAUAAGUGAAUAACACACACGUUCAGUAAUCCCAGGAACUAUAUUUUUUUAAAAAAAAAACCCGGGCCUAUAUACGUUAAGGCAUGCAACAAUCCCAGAUUUGCUUUUUUAAGUUACGGACAAUGUACAUAUAAUAUGUAUAGCUAGAAUUAAGAACUGUAUGCAUUCAUGACUUCGAAGAUUCAAACUGGCAAGAUUACUGAACAUAAAUAUUGGGGUUGAUUUAAUGCCAGCUUCUUUUUUAAUUAGUUAAUCAAAUUCAAUAAACUAAAACAAAAAUCUUUAAAAAUGCGUCAUCAGUUCAAAUAUAAUAUUAGACAUAGACCACUUAUAUAAACCUUUACCAUAACAUAACUACAAACACACAAAAACAUUGUCUCUCUUUGCUUACCAAUAGACAACCUUAAAGCCAUUUCUCAUACACGAGAGAACACACACAAAACCCUAAAACACUCAUCAACACCUUAAACUUAUUAGUGUCUAAUGGCACUCGUUAAUAACCAUCCCAACGAGGCAAAGUACGUGUCAAAACAAAACUCCUCAUCCCAAGAUCUCUCAUCACCGGAGAACUACGGAUUGGAUCAGCCUGACGCAGCUUAUGCCGGAGGAGGAGGACAUUCGGCUUCGAGCAGUAGCACGAUGAAUUCCGAUCAUCAGCAAAAUCAUCAAGGGAUAGUAUUUUACCCUUCUGGCGAAUCCGUCGAGGAUCACAACUCUUUGUUAGAUUUCAACGGAUCCUCAUUUCUUAACUUCGACCACAACGAUGAUCGUCAUGAGAGCUUUCCUCCUCCAACCAUAAGUUGCGGUGGUGUUAGCGGUGGCUUCUCUUUUUUGGAAGGCAACAACAUGAGCUACAGCUUCACAAACUGGAAUCAACAUCAUAUGGAUAUUAUUGGCCCUAGACACAUCGAAACUCCCGGGACAAACCAAGUCCAUAAAGACUGGUUAUAUUCUGAUUCAACUGUUGUAACCACUGGUUCUAGACAUAAGUCUGCCUCGCCUAAAUCCACUGGAAAUAAACGUUCUUAUACGGGAGAGAGCAGUCAACCACCCUCAAAGAAACCCACUACCGGCGCAAAAGGGAAAGCUAAGCCUAAGCCAACAACUUCACCGAAAGAUCCACAAAGCCUAGCAGCCAAGAAUCGAAGAGAAAGAAUAAGUGAACGUCUCAAGAUAUUGCAAGAACUUGUUCCCAAUGGCACCAAGGUUGAUUUGGUAACGAUGUUAGAGAAGGCCAUUAGUUAUGUAAAGUUUCUUCAAGUGCAAGUUAAGGUACUUGCGGCCGAUGAGUUUUGGCCGGCACAAGGAGGGAAAGCUCCUGAUAUUUCUCAAGUUAAAGAUGCCAUUGAUGCCAUCCUCUCUUCGUCACAACGAGGCAGGAAUUUGGAUCCAGUCACCAAUCAAUGAAGAGUCUGAAUGUAAUUUAAUUAAUUACUCAACAGUAAUUAAGUUGUAGUAAUAUCGGGAAGAACAAUGAUUCUCUCGAUAACUUCCACAUAAAUUUUAAAAUACGAUUCAAAGAUUAAAUAACGUUAAAUAUGUGAAAAAUCGAGAAGUUCUUAAUGCAUCUAUAUUGAAGACAAGAGACAUUCAAAGCACCGAUGAUCAGUUCGAUGUUGGGUCCACACGAGGAUGGAAUCUUUAUAUAGUAGAUAUAAGUAGUAAAACUUAAUAAUAUACAUAAAUAUGUAUCUUUUCUUGUCUGUUUUUUUUUUCUGUGUGUUUUUAGUCUACCGAAUAUAAAUCUUGUAAUGGAAUUUUAAAUUCCAAGAAAUAAGUAAUAAAAUUCUGCCCUUUUGGAUUUUUCCUGGGCAUUCACGUUCAGAGAAUCUAUCUGAUUUACAACCUUUAGAGUAUUUGAAUCUCACCAAGAGUGCUUUUUGAGCAACAUGCUAAUCUAUUUUAAGUUCUCCAAAUACGUAUACUACUGUUAUAAAAUGCAUUUACACAUUCUCAUCAGAUUGAUUAUUAAAACAUGUGGUAAAACACAACACAGUUUCGAUAUAUAGAUGGAUAUGUUGCCUUAUUAAUUAACAUAUUCAACAAAUAAUAUAUAUAUAUAAGAAAAUCACCAUUAAAUAUAAAAUUAAGAAAGCAACAGAAAAAUAUAAAAUAAAGGAAUUUUUUUAUUAUACUAGAAAAUAGUUGCAUGAUUGAAAUUGUAUUUACUAUAAAAAUAAACUGGUUUAUUAUAGUAGUGUAAACUAAACUUUACUCUGUGUGCAAGAUAAAGACCUAGAAAGUGUAUAUAUCUUGAUUUUUUUUUGAGAAUGUAUAUCUUGAUUUUUUCAAAGAAAAUAUUUGCCAUCAAUCUCUCCUUUAAGAUAUCGAAAUAAUAUAGUACUCCCUCCAUUUCUAUAUAAUGCAUGUUCGAUCACUUUUUACUUGUUUCUAAGAGAUCAAUGUUCUAGAUUUUCUAUGUAUUUUUAUAAUGAACUGUAAAUUUCAAGAAAUAUUAAUUGACAAUUUUAAAUUUAUUGAAUUUCUAUUG